AUGAAACGACGCAGUCGCACAAAAGUAUGGUGGCCAAAGCUAGAAAAGGAUGUUGAAAGGUUCGUCAAGACCUGUGAUGCACGUCAGUUAGUGGGCAGACCUGACCCUCCAGAGCUUGCGGCAACUACAGAACUACCUCCAGGGCCCUGGCGUUCUGUCGCAAUUGAUUACCUGAAACCGUUACCCACAGGUGAACACAUACUAGUAGUUGUUGACUACUAUAGCAGAUAUUACGAAGUGGCUGUUGCAAGGACAGUUACAUCAGAGAAGACCAUAGAGUGUUUAGAAACCAUAUUUGCCAGACAUGGACUGCCUGAACUGCUUGUAAGUGACAAUGGGCCAAACCUUGUCUCACAGAAAUUCGAAGCGUUCCUGAAGGAGAAUGGUAUAAAGCAUCGAAGUGUAACAGCUCGAUGA
This is a messenger RNA of Stylophora pistillata, 417 nucleotides long. RefSeq lists its product as uncharacterized. Lineage: Eukaryota; Metazoa; Cnidaria; Anthozoa; Scleractinia; Pocilloporidae. The record is from RefSeq and is a predicted model, not a curated record.